Molecule: messenger RNA, 1283 nt
Organism: Neltuma alba
Lineage: Eukaryota; Viridiplantae; Streptophyta; Magnoliopsida; Fabales; Fabaceae
Product: NAP1-related protein 1
Exons: 10
Coding region: 78-800 (240 amino acids)
Biological process (GO): nucleosome assembly
Cellular component (GO): nucleus
Source: RefSeq, a predicted model, not a curated record
ACUAACCCUUGCGGACCUCCUUCUUUGCCUCAAAAAGUAUUUAACUUUGCUGUCUCACAUAUUAGGGUUCUCUCAGAAUGGUGGCAGACAAGGCCAAGAAAUCUAAACUUGCAGAGACAGGUCAGGACGUUGAUUCUGAUCCCGUUGACGGUGAACUCGUUCUCUCUAUUGAAAAAUUGCAGGAAGUUCAGGAUGAACUCGAGAAGGUUAAUGAAGAAGCCAGCGAUAAAGUUUUGGAAGUUGAGCAGAAAUAUAAUGAGAUACGCAAGCCAGUCUAUGAUAGACGGAACGAAAUCAUCAAAGCUAUUCCUGACUUCUGGUUGACUGCUUUCUUGAGUCAUCCUGCACUAUGUGACCUCUUGACUGAGGAAGACCAAAAGAUCUUCAAGUAUUUAGAUUCACUUGAUGUUGAAGACUUCAAAGAUGUGAAGCUGGGAUACUCCAUCACAUUUAAUUUCAAGGAAAAUCCUUGUUUUGAAGAUUCAAGGUUGACAAAAGCUUUCACAUUUUUUGAUGACGGAACAACUAAGAUUACUGGUACAACUAUCAAGUGGAAGGAAGGCAUGGGUGCUGCUAAUGGAGUACAUCAGGAGACAAAAGGAAGCAAACGCCCCCUUGCUUGUGAGAGCUUUUUCAGUUGGUUCAGCGAAACACAGCAGAAGGAUUUGGCAGAGUUUGGUGAUGAGGUUGCGGAGAUAAUCAAGGAAGACUUAUGGCCUAAUCCUCUAAAGUAUUUCAAUAAUGAAGCCGAUGAAGAGGACGUGGACGGGGAUGAAGAUGGCGAAGAGGUAAGCUAUUGAAAAUGGAGAUGAUGAAGAUGAGGAAAAUGGUGAAGACAGUAAUGAGUGAGACAGCCAGACACGUCCUGGCUGGCCUUGUCUUUCGUUCAAGUUCACCAAUCAGUAAGUACAAAUUAAAGGGUUGCGUGGAGAAACAGUGUCACUGUCUCUACUGAUACUGGUAACUGCUCUUUAGGCGAGAGAUGUGCUGAGUGUCGAGUUUGAGUUGUUUAUUCCAUAGGAUUGUGACUUUGUUUUCUUUUCGGCCUAAUAGGAUUGCUACUCUGUUAGUUUGCAAGUUUCCUGCUUUAUGAUAGGUUCAAUGCCAUAUCCUUCCUUAACAAAUAUAGGGCGUUUCAGCUAAUUUAAGGACUCGGUCUAUACAAGGUCAUUUUAAAUCCAUUCUUUGGUAUGAUGACCUUGUCAGUAAGGUGUUACCUAUAUAAUCAAGGUCAUAUGCUGCCAUUUUACUACUUGCAAUGCAAAUGCUUAUAGUUUCUAGUC